Molecule: messenger RNA, 1179 nt
Organism: Diuraphis noxia (Russian wheat aphid)
Lineage: Eukaryota; Metazoa; Arthropoda; Insecta; Hemiptera; Aphididae
Source: RefSeq, a predicted model, not a curated record
UCGCGCUACCGUUGGCCAAUAAAAAACCGCUAUUGUGGUGGAUUCCAAGUUUUGUUGGCUACACAGCAGGUAAUAUGUAUCGACGACACGAGUCUCUCAUUAGUCAGGUGACCAAAACAGCAGAUGACGUGCCUAUGAUCGUGACUAGAUUGGCGAGCACUGAAAAGAACGACAUUGAUUACUAUCCUUUUUCACAAGUACUGCGAAUACGUGUCCUACAGAUCGUUUGUGGUAUACUUGCAGUCGUCAUGGGCAGCGUGGCUUGCAUAGAAGAGAAAGGUUCAUUUGGCAACCUCGGGCUAGGCAUACCGACUGGACUCAGUACCGUACUAGCUGCAGCGUCCAGUAUCCACACCAGUCGUUUGUUCAGUGGGUACCGAGACACCCUGAUGUCGUCUUCCGGCCAUCCUAGGGUUUCCGUGCUCCGUCUUUUAGGGCCCACCACGCAAUCGGCAAUUGCUGUCGGCACUUUCUGGCUGCUAGCGCUCGCACUGAACGUGGUCCUGUUCACGAGAGCCGGACGUACACUUUUGAGCUACGAUAAUACAAUCAGCUCUAAUCCUACGUUGUUUUGGAUGGCCAUCGUUCAUCUGACGUUGACGUCUCUCGUGCUGUUCGCGGUGGGCGCUAUCGCUUGGCUGGACUACCACCACGACCCAGACUGACAAGCGCUGUACACGGGCGAUCGUUCCGCUGAUCCGCCAAUGUCGUCCCGACCGACGACCAGCAGCUCGGUGACCAUCAGCAUGACGACGUUCACGCCCGACCCGCAAUCGUCGACAGUCGGUCAUCGGCUCACGCCCGGGCCCAGCCUAAUGGUCAGAUCUUGUUAGCACGGCCGCCGUGCUCGUCCCGGAAUUCUGUUUUCCGAAUACCAUCGCUGCGAUAACGAUAUUACAAUAUUAUUAUUGUCAUAUAUCGACCGGGGCAACGCUCGCGGGACGACGAAAACCAAUAAACUUUGGUCAUUAGUCGUUGUCGUUUUUUUUUUUUUCAUUAUUGUUAUUAUUAUAUUAUUUUUGUUCGCUACCGUUUUAUUGUUUCAAAGCGCGUCAUCAUUAUACGACCGUCAUCGUCGUGCAAAACGAUCGGAGUAUACCCCAAACGUUGAGGAUACGAAUUUCCCAUUGAUUAAAUUAGUUGAAAUUAAAAAUUUUUUAGAAAAAAGUCUGAAUUAGA